Messenger RNA from Lachancea meyersii CBS 8951, 1647 nucleotides. Lineage: Eukaryota; Fungi; Ascomycota; Saccharomycetes; Saccharomycetales; Saccharomycetaceae. The record is from the annotation of a GenBank genome assembly.
AUGCGCGUUAACUUUCUCAUCACCUUCCGCCGGGGCGUUCACUUACCGUCAUCAAGACUGGCAGGACCUGCAAUUUCCAAUAAAUGCUCUGCUCUCACAGAUGAAGAACUCAAGAUCAUCGAUGAUCUACCCCUCUUUCGCCAAAUACCGAUCAAACCAAGCAGCCAUGUUACCAAAGCUCGAAGAGCUUAUUUAGACCGAAAAUUGCCCAGGGUUCGAAAACUAUUCAGAAGCGAGCAAGAACCAGCUUUUUUAUCGUAUCACCUACCAGGAAGCCUACCCAAUCCGUACUGGGAUGCGCACGCAAGGGCUAAAAAGGACCCUGUCACAGGUGAAAUUGAGUAUUCCGGUAAUGCUAGACUGUCGGUGACAAAGCUCUUGACAAAGCGUUGGUGUGAGCUCCGAGAUACUUACGAUAUUUAUUCACAAAUUCCUAUCUUCGAGCAUGGCCAAGUCUCGGUUGGUCGCCGUGAACACCAGAGGCUCGAAGAUGAGACACAUGCUACUCUAGAAAAUGCAGAAACGCUCAGAGCAGAGCUUGGGGACGAAAUACCUGAUGAUCCUUUCCAUACACUCGCUGAAAAUUGGUAUCAGACAACAAUCAGGCUUCUUGCUCUUUUUCAGACCGGACAAGCCAGAGAAGUUCUUUGUCACGGGUAUUUGAGCUCCAAAGAUUGCCAGAUCCUUCAGGGAGACGUUACGGAUGAGGGUGAUGUUCUAGUCAGUGGAAUCAUAGAUCACUUGGUUUUGAAGAAAAAAAUAUCUCGAGGGCUCAAACCAACUCCGCUAAUGCUCAACUUAACUGACGGCUACUCUUCUUACGACAUGAAGGCAGUUUUACAGGGUUUAUCUGCUUCAAUCCAAGAAGCGGGUAAGAACUUGGAAAUUGUUGUCAGUGAUGUAAAGACGAGGCCCAUGAAAACCAUUCCUCAACAACAAUCUGUUGUGUAUGCCUCUAAAAUCCAGGUGAUGUACUACCGAUUUUUCUUAGAGAAUUUGAGCCUGGACUCAAGUCGAACGUAUCAAAAGCUUCUCAUAAACGCUCAAAGGCGAGGGUUCGACUUGGAUGCGCCAAUUAAUCCUGCCAAGCUACUCUUUUUCAUAGAGACCAAUCCAGUGAUAACUCAGGAUUUGCGCAGACUACGAGAUGGCACUCCAAUAGGUUUCGCACCCUAUGAUACAUAUAACGAAGCUCAUGACGCACCAAAACAGGAAUACAAUUGGGAAAUUAUCAAAAAUGCACAAUUACAGCAGCAAUAUGCUGAGUUUUUUUGCAAUUGGACUACUCCAGUGACCCUACGAUAUUUCGCCACCCGUCUAGCACAGAUGUACACAACUCUUGGGCCGCUUCUCUCCAAGAAUUUGAUGAUAGAGUACUACUCGGGGAAUACGAAUUUCCACAACAUUUCUUUUGAAUAUGAUUCAGAUGAACUUGAGCAACAUGGCACUCAGAGCGCUCUGUUUUGGUUUGGUAAGCGCAACAUCGAGCCUAUAAAGCCAACUGUGCGAAGCAUCCUGACCUACUGUAAACAUUGCGACUACGAAAGCGUAUGCCUUUGGAAAAAACAAGGGACUGAAAUGUGCAAGGGCUUAGGUGGAGAACUGAAGAGGCUUCAUCAGGAAGCGAAUGUGGUCAAAACAGACUAG